AUGAGGGACGGUCAACAGAAGCGAGAUUCGAAACUAAGAGGAAUACUCGCAGGCAGCCAACUGACUGAUGCUUUUGAAUUCAAUCAGACAUCAGAUAUCCCCAGUGAUCGUCAAUUCUGCAAAUUCGAGGCGCACGUGACCCCUGCCGGUGUUCUAAAAGCUGUUAUGGAUCUCGGCGAAGAUGCCCAGUGUCUCGCUUUCACCCUGCCCCGUAACAGGGACUGGAAGGCAACCCAGUUAAAUACAACCGCGAGACUUGCUUUCUACCCCUUUGAUAUCAAUUGUCUAGCCGCGGACAUGGGCGCCUUCGUCACCGGACGUCCAGGAGACCCUGGUUCAGUCCAGGGCCAUAUCCUUGAAUUUAUUCAGGAACCCUCUACCCUUUCAGAGCCCGAUGACCUAGUUGUUUAUCAGCACCCACACCCAUGGAAUUUUUCGGUAGCUCCUCUGUUUACAUCCGAUGAGAAACUCGACCUCAUUAUGUGUGAUGCCCGCUUCCCCUUGGAUGACAUUGAGCUAAAAGAGACAAUGGACAUAGGCCGUACGCAACUAGUACAGCUCGCUCUUGGUCUCGAACACGUAAAGGAAGGUGGCAAGAUGAUCAUUCGCUUGUCGGAUAUUGAGUCAUGGACGGCUGUCGACUUGCUCUAUACAUUCACCCAGUUCUCCUACGUGGAUGUCUUCAAACAUGCCAGUACAGGUACCAGAUGGCCAGACUGCUAUCUUCUCGCCUCCAAUAUCCGUCCCCUGGAACUCGCAGCUAUUACGUCGGUUCACCGUUGGAAGAAAGCUUAGAGAGCUGCCACAUUCGAAA
Xylaria bambusicola is the source of this 814-nucleotide messenger RNA. RefSeq lists its product as uncharacterized. The coding region runs from base 1 to 795 and encodes 264 amino acids. The transcript has a single exon. The record is from RefSeq and is a predicted model, not a curated record. Lineage: Eukaryota; Fungi; Ascomycota; Sordariomycetes; Xylariales; Xylariaceae.